This is a messenger RNA of Chara braunii, 919 nucleotides long. The record is from the annotation of a GenBank genome assembly. Lineage: Eukaryota; Viridiplantae; Streptophyta; Charophyceae; Charales; Characeae.
GCUAACGUGUUUUGGGAGAUUAUCAAUUAAGGAGCGAGCAGAGAUGGCCCCGGUGGGGGCGAGCAGGCAAACGAACAAAACGGGCAGCCUUACGCUAACGGAAGGUCGCCAAGCGGGGGAGCGAACCAAUACGGAGGAGGCCAGAGCUAUCUCGGUAAUGGAGGUGGACGUGGCGGCAACAAUGGAUGUUUUAAUUGCGGAAAACCGGGGCACUUCGCCCGCGAUUGGUCAGCAAGGAGGGAGAGGGGAUUCGCCCCCCAGCAAGGUGACCCCGAACUCGACGAGAUGAAAGAGCACUUUAGGCAGAUCAGGAGAGAACGUCUGGAGAUGGAGGAGAAACGGCGACUAGAGGAGGAACGCAAAGCGAAAGAGGAAGAGGAGGUGAGGAGGAAUCAAGAUUUCGCGAGGAAAGCGGAAGAGUUCAAGCUGCAACUACGCGCCGAACUCAUGGAAGAAUGGAGAAGGACGAAAGAUGAAGCGAUAGCGGCGAUGGAGAAGACCAAGAAACCUGGGAAGAUUAAGACUCCGACAAGAGGUGCAAAGGGUAAACCCAAGGGCAAACAGCAGAAGAGGAGAAGAAAGAAGGAAAGGGAAACUACCGACGAAGAUACGGAGGAGGCGAGCGGCACGAACGAAGUGUCUACGGAUUCCACUAAUUCGCGGAGCCACGGCAGGCGAGAAGAAAGGCAAGGAGAGAACGGCAGAAGAAGAGACCCAGAAGCAAACGAGCGAGUACGAAGGGCAAGGGAAGAACGGGAGAUACCCCGACCAGGGUGUACGAACGAGGAGAAUGUUCGUGGCAACGGAAAACGCGACAGUCGGAUGGGAGUACGCAGGAUGAUGCAGAGGAGGCGGACGAACCUAUGACACCACUAACUGGUGGUUUCAAAGGUUUGUUCGCGGGAUGUUCACAAAGAGG